Molecule: messenger RNA, 1868 nt
Organism: Oreochromis aureus
Lineage: Eukaryota; Metazoa; Chordata; Actinopteri; Cichliformes; Cichlidae
Product: nuclear autoantigenic sperm protein (histone-binding)
Exons: 15
Coding region: 147-1706 (519 amino acids)
Biological process (GO): DNA replication-dependent chromatin assembly; CENP-A containing chromatin assembly
Cellular component (GO): nucleoplasm
Molecular function (GO): histone binding
Source: RefSeq, a predicted model, not a curated record
AGUUAAGCGGAAAUAGAAACCCUUCUUUUCUCUAUUUAAGCGCGCCAACAAAGACUGUCCUAUAGGGUCUGUCUGUACUUUAUUCGCGGAAUAACAGACCGUUGUUUAUUGUCCUUUCCCAGCGUCUUUACUGCCUUUCUGAAGAUAUGCCAGAGGAAACGUCCGUCGCGUCGAGCUCUGAGAGUGCAGAGGAGAAGCCAUGCUCAUCGACAGCUGCUGCAGCAGGCAGCUCAGUUGAAGUUAUGGAGGAGGCAAAGAAACUGAUUGGCACAGGGAAAAGGCAUCUGGUGAUGGGGGAUGUUGUUUCUGCUGUCAGUGUUUUCCAGGAGGCUUGCGGCAUGCUGGCUGAAAAAUAUGGGGACACUGCAGAUGAGUGUGGUGAGGCCUUCUUCUUUUGUGGGAAAUCUCUAUUGGAACUUGCCAGGAUGGAGAACAGUGUCCUUGGUAAUGCCCUGGAGGGAGUCCCAGAAGAAUCGGAGGAAGAGGAGCAGCCCAGCAGCUCAAAUGUUGAGAGUACAGACAACCUUGAUGAAAAAACAAGAGAUGAGCUACGACAGCAGGUAUAUGACGCAAUGGCAGAGAAGGAAAAGGCUGAGGAUCCACAUUCUCCUGUGACUGGGGAUGAGAAGAGCUUAUCUCAGGAAACUGAGAUGGAUGGAGUUUCUUCUGUGAAAAGUGUGCGGGAAGGAUCACUUGGAAAAGAAACUGAGACUGAACAGAAGGCUGAUGGUUCAGAAGAGCAGACUGGCAACGGGACUGGGGUGAAACCAGUGAGCGGAUGUGACGAGGACAAAGAGGAAACGGAGGAUGACGACGAGGAUGAUGAUGAUGACGACGACGAUGAUGAUGAAGAUGGAGAGAGAAAUGGGAAAGAUAAGGAAGAAGAGGAAGUUGGGAAUUUGCAGUUGGCGUGGGAAAUGCUAGAAGUAGCUAAAGUCAUCUACAAAAGAAAGGAAAGCGAAGAGGAUCAGCUAAUGGCAGCCCAGGCGUAUCUGAAACUUGGAGAAGUCAGUGCUGAAUCAGGUAACUAUCCUCAGGCACUCGAUGACUUCCAGGAGUGUCUUGCCCUGCAGCUGAAACACUUACCUCCUCACAGUCGUCUGUUGGCUGAGACCCACUACCACGUUGCUACUACGCUCUGCUAUAUGGAUCAGUACAGCCAGGCCAUCCAGCACUACAACAGCUCCAUAAAGGUCAUUGAGACCCGUUUGGCCAUGCUGCAGGAGGUGAUCGAUGCAGCCGAAGGAGCGGAUGGAGCAGCAGAGGAGAAAAAUGAGCUGGACGAGCUGAAGCUGCUUUUGCCUGACAUCCGGGAAAAAGUGGAGGAUGCCAAGGAAAGCCAGAAAACAGCCAGCGCUGCCUCACAGGCCAUCCAGCAGACACUAGGUGGUGCAUCAACUUCAUCAGCAUUCCUUUGUGAAAAUGGCAGCACUUCAUCGGCAGCUUUUGCAACAACCAGUCAGGUUCCAGUUAAAACUGAGAGUGCCUCAUCUUCCAAAGCAGUCUCUGACAUCUCUCACCUCGUCAGGAAAAAGAGGAAACCAGAGGACGAGAGCCCAGUAAAGGACACUGAUGCUAAACAAGCGAAACAGGAAGCCACAGUUAAUGGCACCGGUGACUCUAGUGCCAGCAACGGCAAUGGAGUCCAGGAGGGGAAAUCACAGGAGCCUCCGACCCAGUCUGCAUCUGUCGAGUCCCCGGCGUGACUGUCUUCACCUCUUUACUGAUCUCAGAAACCAGCACAUCUUGCCUGUCCAGCCCCUAUACACCUUUCAGCACUCUUGUUUCUGUAAAUAAGAUCCAUUUUCAUAGAUUUGUCUGUCAAGUUUUUGUAUACUUGUAGUAAAAAUAAAGAAUCUGCAGAUGUA